Messenger RNA from Ipomoea nil (Japanese morning glory), 867 nucleotides. RefSeq lists its product as uncharacterized. The transcript has 3 exons. Gene Ontology annotation, biological process: DNA repair; telomere maintenance. NCBI's taxonomy places the organism in Eukaryota, Viridiplantae, Streptophyta, Magnoliopsida, Solanales, Convolvulaceae. The record is from RefSeq and is a predicted model, not a curated record. Bases 1 to 867 code for a protein of 288 amino acids. Gene Ontology annotation, molecular function: DNA helicase activity.
AUGCAUAAUCCAGAUUUGUUGUUAUCGGAAUACGAUAAACAACAAUUUGCUCUGGUCGAGUUGGAGAAGUUACUGUCUUUGUGGGGGAAGAGCCUGAGCGACUAUCCGAAAAUGCCGAUUCCAGAAGAAAACAACAUUGGAUUGACAGAAAACAUGUUGAGAUUCGAAGAGUUGGCGUACGAUAAUGAAUUAUUGAAGGUAGAGCAUGAAACAUUGGUAACUCAAUUGACGGAUGAACAGAAGGUGGUUUACAACUCUGUUAUUAAUGAUAUUGAUUCUAAUGGAGGCGGAUUGACAGCGCAUUCUCGAUUUGCUAUACCACUCUCAGUGAAUGAAGAUUCCACCUGCAACAUCUCGCAAAGCAGUGACCUUUGCGAACUUAUAAUCAAGUGCAAAUUGAUAAUAUGGGAUGAAGCACCGAUGACACACAAAUACUGUUUUGAGGCUUUAGACAAAACCAUGAGGGAUAUAUUGAGAUUCACUGUACCUAGUAGUGAUCAGAAAAUAUUUGGUGGAAAGACAGCAGUAUUGGGCGGUGAUUUUAGACAGAUUCUUCCAGUUAUUCCAAAAGCAACGAGACCAAUGAUUGUAGGAGCCACUAUUAAUUCUUCAUACCUCUGGAGGAAUUGCAAGGUAUUGAGGCUCACGAAGAACUUGAGACUACUGAGCUUAGCUUCAAAUGAAGAUAGACAGACGGUUGAUUGGUUCUCAAUAUGGAUUGCAAACAUCAGAGAUGGGAUUACAGGGUUUGUAAACAAUGGAUUGUUUGAGAUCGAUAUUCCACUAAGGUUUAUGUUGAAGCGUGAACCUGAACCAAUUGCAACUAUAGUUAAAGCAUCUUCCCAAUGGCGAAGUAUGGAAUGCUAG